Molecule: messenger RNA, 2200 nt
Organism: Chlamydomonas reinhardtii
Lineage: Eukaryota; Viridiplantae; Chlorophyta; Chlorophyceae; Chlamydomonadales; Chlamydomonadaceae
Exons: 8
Coding region: 88-1149 (353 amino acids)
Molecular function (GO): mRNA binding
Source: RefSeq, a predicted model, not a curated record
GUUAACAGCGGACCGACUUGUUUGGCGCGACCAACUUGCCCGCUAAUCGAUCCCACUGCUUAGUUACGCCUUAGCUGUCCUAGAAGCAUGUCCUACGAGCCUCCACCUCCGUAUGCUGGAGGCUACCAGCCCACGGGCGCUCCUCCGGACCCUUAUGGCGCGCCGCCCAGCUAUCAAGGCUAUGCGCCCUCUCUCGCGCCACCGGCCUACAGCUAUGCCCCUCCAGCGUAUGCUAGUGCCCCUCCUCCUUUUGCGGGAGGCAUGGGUGCCACCGACGAGGUCCGGACGGUCUUUGUGACUGGAUUCCCCAUCGACGUAAAGGAGCGCGAGCUGAACAACCUCUUGCGGUUCCUCCCUGGUUAUGAGGCUUCACAGAUGAACUAUGGCAAGGGCUCGGCGCAGGGCUUUGCGCUGUUCACCUCGGGUGCGCACGCGCGCGCCGCAUGCGACCAGCUGCAGCACGUCAGGUUUGACGAGAACAGCUCGCUGCGUGCCGAGAUGGCGCGCAAGAACAUGUACAUCAAGGACAUGGAGCCCAACGCCAAGCGCGCGCGGCCCGCCAGCGGCAUGGUGGUCACGGGCGGCUAUGGCGUGCCGCCCAGCGGCGGCCCGGUCGGCGGCAGCGGUGGUGGCGGGGGUGGUGGCGUCAGCGGCGGCUACAGCCGUCCGGGGUCGUUUGGCGGGCCUGGCGGCGGCGGCGGGGCUGCGGCCGCCGCGGCGGCUCGUGAUGACAACCCGCCCUGCAACACGCUCUUUGUGGGCAACCUGUCGGACAGCGUGGAUGAGAACGAGCUGCGGUCGCUCUUCUCGGGCUCUCCGGGCUUCCGACAGCUCAAGCUGAUGCGCGGCCCCAAGGCCACGCUGGGCUUCGUGGAGUUUGACGACACGGGGUCCGCCAUCACGGCGCACAACGCGCAGCAGAACGCCAUGCUCAACUCCAGCGACCGCGGGCCCAUCCGCGUGCAGUUCUCCAAGAACCCCUUCGGCCGCAAGCGUGACGUGGACGGCAGCAGGGUCAUCGAGACACCCAACCAGCGGGAAGGCAUCGUGCCCGCCACCGGCAGCAACCCUGGCUCGGCGCCCUACUCUGUGGCUGGCGUGGGCGGCGCCCCCUCGGGCGACUACUCGGGGCAGGGCGGGCCGCAGUGAGCGGCGCCAGCGGCGGAGCGCUGGCACGGCCGGCGGUGGGGCACGAAGCAGGCACCACCACUCGCACCGCACCGCCAACGCAUUGCGAGCACACGUCAAUUGGUGCCCAGCGCACGCACAAUCGGGCACUUGCGCACACGCCGCACUGCAUCACACAGCACGCUAGAAGCUUGUAGUAGUUCCAGCACAACGCACGACGCUCGGCGCGUCGUCGGCACAACCCUCGCAAGGCUGCUGCACCAUGUCACCGGUAUCACUGCGCAGCAGUUUCCACGGAGCUCAGCAGCUAUGGACUGAUGACAGCAUGGGUGGUGAAUGCUUGCUUCUGCGCGUGUACGUGCAUCUGCGCCAAUGUGUGUGUGUGCCCACCAAGUGCCUUGCAAGAUCUGUGCGCACCGUGGUCAAUGGCUGUGCGGUGCGUGUCGUACGUGUGCAAGCAUCACGUUCAGUGUGGUGUGUCGUCCGUCCAUCCUAAUGCGCGCCCCGGGUGGUUUGAUUCGGGACCUGCUUCUUUUUAAGCGCGCGGUUGGGUGUGUUGCACAUUUGUUGGCUGCCGCGAUGCAAGCGUGGCAUUGAACUGCCGGUCACGCGUGCGGAUAAGCCGUUUGGCUAUAGCACUAAGAAAGUAAAUGGCGGAUGGCGUUGGGAAAGGACGGAAGCGUACUGGCCUGUGCAGCUGUAAGACGCUGCAGGGCGCAGCAGGGCGUGGCAUGCAACACAAGCUGAAUGAAGGGGCCACAAUUGCGGUAUGGCUUCAUGUCGGGGUUGCUGACCAAGGGGUUUGAGCUAGCCGUAAUACGGUGUCAUGUAAGGCCAAUGGACACGGUUCUUGGAGUGACAAGUGUUUGGAGAAUGCGUGUGUGAGCGUGGCGCGUGGCGCCCGAGGGAGGGCAGUCGGAGCCACCGGGCCGGCAGGGCGGCCCGCGGCCAUGCCAUACCGGGUUACCUCUGCUGCCACCGAGCCCAGCGCCGCUUGAGCACAAAUUUUGGUUGAAGGCAAGCAGGGGCAGCAUUCUAGCUUAGCCUAGCCACGCUGUAACUGCUCCUGGAA